Molecule: messenger RNA, 1317 nt
Organism: Staurois parvus
Lineage: Eukaryota; Metazoa; Chordata; Amphibia; Anura; Ranidae
Source: the annotation of a GenBank genome assembly
CAACAGAAAGCGAUUGACCUCGCCAGCAAAGCCUCUCAGGAAGACAAAGCAGGGAACUAUGAGGAGGCCCUUCGUCUAUAUCAGUGUGCUGUACAGUAUUUUUUGCACGUGGUAAAAUAUGACACUCAGGGUGAAAAAGCAAAGCAGAGUAUUCGAGCGAAGUGUAUAGAGUACCUUGACAGGGCAGAACAGCUGAAGGCAUAUUUGAAGAAAAAGGAGAAAGCCCCAGCAGCAAAACCUGUAAAGGAAGGAGCUCCUCGACCUGCUGAAGAUAAAGGGAAUGAUAGUGAUGAUGAAGCGGAGUCGGAAGACCCAGAAAAAAAGAAGAUGCAGAGCCAGCUUCAAGGUGCCAUUGUCAUGGAAAAACCAAAUGUAAAAUGGAGUGAUGUUGCUGGCCUGGAAGGAGCCAAAGAGGCACUCAAAGAAGCUGUUAUUUUACCAAUUAAAUUUCCUCAUCUCUUUACAGGUAAAAGAACCCCAUGGAGAGGAAUCCUACUUUUUGGACCUCCAGGAACAGGGAAAUCCUAUUUAGCCAAGGCUGUAGCUACAGAAGCAAACAACUCCACCUUCUUCUCAAUAUCCUCUUCAGACCUUGUGUCAAAGUGGCUGGGAGAAAGUGAAAAGUUGGUGAAGAAUUUAUUUCAGCUUGCCAGGGAACAUAAGCCUUCAAUCAUCUUUAUUGAUGAGAUCGAUUCACUGUGCGGGUCUCGAAGUGAGAAUGAAAGUGAGGCUGCUCGCAGAAUCAAAACAGAGUUCCUGGUACAAAUGCAAGGUGUUGGAGUUGACAAUGAAGGCAUCUUAGUUCUUGGAGCCACAAAUAUACCAUGGGUAUUAGAUUCUGCCAUCCGGAGGCGAUUUGAAAAGCGAAUUUACAUUCCUCUUCCAGAAGCACACGCCCGAACAGACAUGUUUAAACUUCAUCUUGGAACUACAGCUCACAGCAUCACAGAUGCAGAUUUUCGAGACCUGGGGAAAAGAACAAAUGGCUACUCUGGUGCUGAUGUCAGCAUAAUUGUACGAGACGCCCUAAUGCAGCCUGUCAGGAAAGUUCAGUCUGCCACUCAUUUUAAAAAGGUACGAGGGAAAUCUCCUCUCAAUCCAGAUGAGAUCUGUGAUGAUAUGCUUACUCCGUGUUCUCCUGGAGAUCCAAAUGCCCGUGAAAUGACAUGGGUGGAUGUACCUGGAGAUAAGUUACUGGAACCCAUCGUAGGCAUGGCUGAUAUGCUGAGAUCAUUAGCUCACACCAAACCCACUGUGAAUGAACAGGAUCUGGAGAAAUUAAAGAAAUUCACAGAAGACUUUGGACAAGAAGGAUAA